Acytostelium subglobosum LB1 is the source of this 2247-nucleotide messenger RNA. RefSeq lists its product as hypothetical. Lineage: Eukaryota; Evosea; Eumycetozoa; Acytosteliales; Acytosteliaceae. The transcript has a single exon. Bases 1 to 2247 code for a protein of 748 amino acids. The record is from RefSeq and is a predicted model, not a curated record.
AUGUUGACAUACAAGUACAUUGCAAGUGUGUUACUACUACUACUGUUGUUAAGCUUGGCUGCCACUCAUACGCAUGCUGGUCAUGUGCUUGAUGUGUUGGCACGCCCUCGCAACAACAAUGCCGACCCCACCCAACUGGUCUACGACCUUAUCAACAGGACUAUCGGACCAGGCUUCCAAAACGACUUCUUGCUCCAGAUUGACGACAAUCUAGGCAAGGAGUACUUCUCUGUUAACUACACCAAAUCCUCGUCCUCAGUCAUCGUGGUGCUCACGGCCGACAGCGCCGUCAACCUGGCCCAGGCAUUCAACUACUACCUCAAAUACACUGGCCUCUGCUCUAUAACAUGGACCGGCGACCAGUGCUCACUCGUGCCCAACGCUCUACCCAAGCCCGAGCCCGCACUUAUCUUCAUGGCUAGCAAGCUGCGCUACUAUCUCAACGUCUGCACCUAUGGCUACAGCACCGUGUGGUGGGACUGGGCUCGCUGGGAGCGCGAGAUCGACUGGAUGGCAUUGAACGGCUACAAUCUGCCGCUGGCCUUUGUUGGCCAGGAGUACGUGUGGUCCAAGGUAUUCCUGCAGAUGGGUCUGAGCCAGGCCAAUAUCAACGAAUGGUUCACUGGCUCGGCUUUUCUACCCUGGAGCCGCAUGGGCAACCUCAAUGGCUGGGCUGGCAACCUGACAACUGAAUGGAUCGACGGUCAGAUGUCACUACAACAGCAGAUCCUGCAGAGGAUGAGAGAGUAUGGUAUGUUCCCCGUGCUGCCCGGCUUUGCUGGCCAUGUGCCACCUGGCCUCUCGGCUCUCUACCCCACGGCCAGCAUCACGGUUCUGGACGAAUGGUGCAACUUCCCCGGCACAUUCUUCCUCGAUCCAGUCGACCCGCUCUUUGCCAAGAUCUCGCAGACCUUCCUGCAAAUCCAGAACGAGACAUAUGGCACCGAUCACUUUUACAACUUUGAUCCGUUCAACGAGCUGACACCACCCAGCAGCGACACGUCCUACUUGCACAACGCGUCCAGUCUCAUGUUUGACGCGAUCAAGGCCGUCGACGCCGAUGCCAUAUGGGUUCUGCAGGGAUGGUUCCUCGUCAACGAGGACUGGUGGUGGAAGCCCGCCCAGACCCAGGCAUUCCUCUCGGGUGUGCCCGUCGGCAGCCUGCUCGUGCUUGAUCUGUGGGCGGAGGUGCGCCCUGCCUGGAACCUCACCGAUCAGUUCUACGGCCACUACUGGAUCUGGUGCAUGUUGCAUAACUUUGGCGGCCGUCCAGGUAUGUAUGGCGAGCUGCCAACGAUUGCUACCGCGCCAAUCGCUGCCCGCGAGGUGGCGCCCAAGAUGAUUGGCACCGGUUUGACACCCGAGGCCAUUGAGCAGAAUGUGAUCAUGUACGACCUGAUGAGCGAGAUGGCUUGGCGACAGACCGCACCAGACCUCACACAGUGGGUCAACGAUUACAUCACUCGUCGCUACGGUGUGGCCAUCCCCGCUCUGCAGACCCAAUGGAACGUCCUGGCGCGUACUGUAUACAACGCCAGCGGCAUCGUGCAGCAGGUGCCACUCAGUCUGGUCACCCAGCGCCCAGCGCUCAACUUCACCAACGACAACUACUACGACCCUCAGAUUGUGAUUGGCGCGUGGAUAGCACUUCUGCAGGUCACCGACAAGGACGUGCUCAACAGCCAGACCUACCAGUUCGACCUGGUCGAGCUGACCCAGCAGGCUCUCAGCAACUACUUCCUCCAGUCAGAGCUGCUAUUGAACUCGGCCUACUACCAGAAGGACACCAAGUCAUUUGACAAACUCACAAUCGACCUGCGCAACGCCAUCAAGAGCAUGGACGAGAUAUCAAUGACACAGGAGUUGUUGCUGCUCGGACACUGGACCAGCGACGCAAGAUCGUGGGCAGCCGACGUACACAACCCCGCCGACACUGCACCCUACGAGUUCAACGCCAGGAACCAGGUGACGUUGUGGGGACCCAAUGGAGGCACGUGGAACCAUGACUACGCGUGCAAGUGGUGGAACGGUUUGAUUGGCGAGUUCUACUCGAUGCGCUGGCAGUUCUUCCUUGGCAUGAUGCAGCAGUCACUCGUACAUGAUCUACCAUUCGACACAGACACCUACACCUCCAAGAUCCUUCAAUUAGAGUACCAAUGGAACCUCCAGACCAAUGUAUAUCCCUACAUUCCCGAGGGCAAUGCCUUUGAGAUAUCCAAGACUAUCUUUGACCAGAUGUUCAAGUAA